Messenger RNA from Camarhynchus parvulus, 1971 nucleotides. RefSeq names its product serine/arginine repetitive matrix 3 (gene SRRM3). Bases 58 to 1971 code for a protein of 637 amino acids. Gene Ontology annotation, molecular function: mRNA binding. Lineage: Eukaryota; Metazoa; Chordata; Aves; Passeriformes; Thraupidae. The record is from RefSeq and is a predicted model, not a curated record. The transcript is spliced from 15 exons.
GCGGCCCGCAGCCACCCAGCGAGGCCGGGCCCAGCGGGACGGCGGGGCGAGGCAAUCAUGGCUCUCUACAACAAUGGGGCUGACGUGCCUUCGCCCCAGGAGGCCUCCAACGGCUUCCCCCAGCCUGGUGCCUCAGGAACGUGGCACAAGGGCGAGGAGGAGGUGAGGCUGGUGGAGCCCAGCAUGGUGAAGAAGGCUCACCGGGAAAUCCUGGACCACGAGCGCAAGCGGCGCGUGGAGCUGAAGUGCAUGGAGCUGCAGGAGAUGAUGGAGGAGCAGGGGUACUCCGAAGAGGAGAUCCGACAGAAAGUGGGGACCUUUCGGCAAAUGCUGAUGGAGAAGGAGGGAGUGCUCACCAGGGAGGACCAGCACGGGCGCCAAAUUGUGAUAGAGAACCACCACGGGGCAGAUGGGGAGGAGUACGAGGUGGAGUACCCUGCCUAUGGAGAGGGCUGCCUGCUGCAGUGUGACUGCUCGGCCGAGUGCUACCGCGAGGACAGCGGCCACCGCGAGUACAGGUUGAAAAGACGCUCGAGCAGCUCCACCUCUCCUCCACCCAAGAAGAAAAAGAAGAAGAAAUCAGGUCACCGCCGGAGCCGCAAAAAGAGGAAACCCGGCUCAGAGCGCAGCUGUGACAGCUCUUCACCCAUCCGCAAGGAAAAGAAGAAGAAGACUGGAAAGAAACACAGACGUGACAGGUCUGAGUCGGGGUCACGAAAAAAGAGAAGACACAGGUCCCGAAGCCCCAAGAACAAACGGAAAGAGAAAAACAAAGAGCGCAAGAGGUCCCGCAGCGAGUCCCCGGCCUGGCGCUCGCACCGCCGCAGCUCCUGCAGCUCCCACAGCGCCUCGCUCUCCUCCGACAGCGGCUCUAAAUCCCCGGGCAGGGUGAGCCCCAAGCGCCGGCAGGAUGGCCCCAAGGGCAGCAGCGCCCGCUCCAGCCGCAGCCCGUCCUCGCCCUCGCCCCAGCGCUCGGCCUCGCCGCACCAGAACGGGCACAAGGGCAGCGCCCAGAACGGCCGCCACAGCCACGGCGCCCCGCUCCCGGAGCCCUCGGAUAGGCCGGCCUCGGCGUCCCCCUCUCCGCGGGCUCACGGCAGGACGGAGCCGCCGUCCCCCCGCACCCGGGGGGGCCGACACGGCGCCCGCAGCCCCCGCUCGCCCACGCCGGAGCGGGCCAAGCACGGCCACCGGCAUCGCUCCCGCAGUGCCUCGCAGCCGUCCCGACACCGCGGCCAGAGCAAGGGGCGGCCCCCGGGCCCCCGGGAGCCGCCGCCGCCGCCGCUCAGCCCCGCCGGCUCCAGCAGCGACUCGGAGGGCUCGGCCGGCUCCCAUCCCUACCACCCGCCCGCCGGGCCCGACAGGAACCACGGCGCGCACGGCAAGAAGGUGAAGGAGCGGCACCACCGGGGCCGGCCCAACAGCAGCUCGGAGUCGUCAGCCAAGCACUCCCGGCACGCCUCGGAGCGGAGGAAGAGCCCGUCCCCCAGCCCGGGCCAGCGCAGCAGCUCCUGGAGCUCCAGCGGCUCCCUGUCCAAGUCCCGCUCCCGCUCCCGGGAGAAGAGAGCAGCACGCAGCCGCUCCCGCUCGCCCUCGCCGAAAAAGCCAGCCAGCAGAGAGAAGGACAACGAGCCCCGAACACGUCACGGUGACCCCGAUCCCGCCCGCCCCCGGCGCCGCUCCAGGAGCUACUCCCCCAUCAGGAAGAGGAGACGCGACUCCCCCAGCUUCAUGGAGCCCAGGAGGAUCACCAGCGCCCGCAAACGUCCCAUCCCCUACUACCGGCCCAGCCCCUCGUCCUCCAGCUCGCUGAGCACCUACUCGUACAGCCGCAGCCGCAGCCGCAGCUACGACAGCUACAGCUCCAGCCGCAGCCGCAGCCGGACUCGCAGCCCCCCCAGCCGCUCCCGCAGCCCCAGCCGCAGCCCCAGCUACAACAGCCGCAGCAGCUCGGAGAGCGCCGGCUUCUGA